AUGGGGCUCCGGUCCAGGACCGUCGCUAGCGGCUCCGAGGAGCAGAAGAAGACCUCCGGCGCUCCUCUUCCUCCUUCCGGGGACUUACUGGACCAAAGCGGCGGCGGAGGAGCGGACAAAGAUGGGGCCCUGCUGCUUGUGGGCCGGGAGGACUUCAAGCGCGGCGCUCCGGGCAUCAGCAUCGGGCUGCUGGCCAAAACCCCCCUGAGCUGCAGCCGGCCGGCCAAGAGGAGCAACAUCCGCAAGAGGAAGAUCCAGAACCUGAUCUACGACACGCUGGAGAGGCCGAGAGGAUGGGCCCUGCUCUACCACGCGUUCGUGUUUCUGAUCGUUCUGGGAUGUUUGAUUCUGGCCAUACUGACCACAUUCAGGGAACAUGAGAAGGAUUCUGCACACUGGCUGGUCAUACUGGAAACGUUUGCCAUCUUCAUAUUCGGAGCAGAGUUUGCACUGAGGAUCUGGGCGGCUGGUUGCUGCUGUCGCUACAAAGGAUGGAGGGGGAGGCUGAAGUUUGCCCGCAAACCGCUGUGCAUUCUGGACAUCUUCGUGCUGAUCGCCUCGGUGCCGGUGGUGGCGGUGCGUAACCAGGGCAACGUGUUGGCCACGUCGCUGCGCAGCCUGCGCUUCCUGCAGAUCCUGCGCAUGCUGCGCAUGGACCGGAGAGGCGGCACGUGGAAACUGCUGGGCUCGGCCAUCUACGCUCACAGUAAGGAGCUGAUCACGGCCUGGUACAUCGGCUUUCUGUCUCUGAUCCUGGCGUCCUUCCUGGUCUACCUGGUGGAGAAAGACGACGGCUCGGUCAACGUGUCUGACCAGGAGAACCCCACGGCGCAGACCCAGCAGCAGGACUUCGACACGUACGCCGACGCGCUGUGGUGGGGGCUGAUCACGCUGACCACCAUCGGAUACGGAGACAAAACCCCGAAGACCUGGGCUGGGAGGCUGCUGGCCGGCACGUUCGCUCUGAUCGGAGUUUCCUUCUUCGCUUUGCCUGCUGGGAUUCUGGGUUCUGGUUUGGCUCUGAAGGUCCAGGAGCAGCACAGACAGAAGCACUUUGAGAAGCGGCGCCACCCGGCCGCCGGACUCAUCCAGUCGGCCUGGCGGUAUUACUCCACCAACCCCAUCAGGGAGGAUCUGAUUGCCACCUGGAGGUUCUAUGAAACCAUCAUCUCUCUUCCCUGCUUCAGGAAGGACACCUUGGAGGCCAUGGUCAGUCAGAAAGUGAGUUUGCUGGAACGCGUUCGCAACUCCAACGCCAGGCCGUCGUUGGGGAUGGUCAGGAAGCCGACGGUCAACGCCGAGUCCAUCGAGGAGAGCCCCUCCAAGGAGCCCAAACCCGCCGGCUUCAGUAACCGCGAACGCUUCCGGACCGCCUUCCGGAUGAAGGCCUACACGCUGCGGCAGAGCUCUGAAGAUACUGGAGGCCUUGCAGACCCAGUCUUGGAGGACCGGGGCUUCCCGCCAGAGAUCCUCCUGGAGGAGAUGAUCCCGACACUGAAACUGGUCAUCAGGGCCGUCAGGAUCAUGCAAUUUCUCUUGAACAAAAAGAGGUUUAAGGAAACUCUGAGGCCUUACGAUGUCAAAGAUGUGAUUGAGCAGUACUCUGCCGGACAUCUGGACAUGCUCUGCAGAAUUAAAUACCUCCAGACAAGGAUCGACAUGAUUCUUGCCCCUGGACCUCCCCUCACCCCAAAAAGCAAGAAGCCUCAGAAAACACCCUUUAACUACCCAUCCAGCCAGUCACCCAGGCAUGAGUCCUACUUAGCCAAAGCCUCGUCCAUGCCAGACACUGAAGACCAAAGCAUGAUGGGUAGAUUUGUGAGGGUGGAGAGGCAGGUGGAGGACAUGGAGAAGAAGCUGGACUUCCUGGUGGAUAUGCACAUCCAGCACACCGAGCACCUGCAGGUGGACUCGGCCGGCGACGCCCGGAUGACCGUGGAGGCCUGCGACCAGACGGCGAACGGUGAGAUCCGCCGGGUUUUCCUUAACUACUCCGAGGUGUUCCCUCAGAUGUCAUACCAGGUGCCUGUCAGCAAAGCCAAUUCGGCCUGCAGCAGAGGGCGAGGCGGCAGGCAGGGGGUCGGGUUGGCAGGCGGCGCCAUCCCCACGUAUACGGAGCGGCCGACCGUGUUGCCCAUCAGCUCCUUGCAGGACUUGUCGGCGGGGCGGUGCAGGACCACAGGGGGCCGGGGGGGCGACUCGCCGCUCUCGCUCCUGUCGGUGAACCACGAGGAGCUGGAGCGCUCGCCCAGCGGGUUCAGCAUCUCCGGGGAGCGGGAGGGCGAGGCGGGGUUGGACCUGUCGAUGGGGGCGGCGGUGGCGGCCGGGGAGGCCAGCUGGACGAGAACCAGGCCGAGCUACUUGGCCGAGGGCGAGACGGACACGGACACGGACCCCUUCACGCCCAGCGGGGGCGCCCUGCCCCUCUCCUCCACCGGCGAGGGGUUCGGGGACGCAGAGUGGAACACGCCGCCCUGAAACACGACGUCGCCUCGACUCUGAGACCUUAAAUCCAACCCAUGCCUGUAAAACCCAGAACGCUGGGUCAAAGCCACACCUUUGGGCCGAAGGUGGAUCUAAUCCGCCUCGUUGCUGCGCGUUCUGAACGACCCGCCGUCGACCUGCAGAGACCACCGCGGUCCAGACGGCGUCCAGGCAAUGAGUCCGCCCCAACGGCAAAACAAAAAAGGGAAAGCAGACCGUUUGUAAAAAAAAACUCUGUACAGCGCACUCUUCAAUUUAGCUAAAAAAAAGAACAUUAUACAUAAUAUAUACACCAAAAGCUUUACUGCUGCAAAGCCAACCGCACUGCAUGUGACGCAUGCGACUUUAGUGUAGACACUGCAAAUUUCAGGAUAUAUCAGGAAAAAGAACAGAGAUUGAAUGGAACAUAAACCUGCUAUGCCAUUUUGUAACACUUAUUUUUUAUAUGAAGACAUCCUUGUUUCUGCAUGGUUUGCAUGAUGCUGCACCAUUCCUGGGGUGACCAUUAGGGGGCGACACUGGAACCAAAAGUCUCCUGUCUGUUCUUGUUCCCCACCAACCGUCUGUCCGUCUGUCUCCAUGUUUGAUCCAAACUUCUUUGUUUUUGCUGGAAUCAUCUCAGAUUUACAAACUUACAGUCAGAAAAUAUUUGAAACACUAAAUUUCUGAUGCUCUGCUGGCACAUGAAUUCAGGGAUCUGAACCGUCUCUCAUCUCAUAAAACAUUCAGCAUAAUGUUAUAUGUAUAAUACAAAAGACCCCUUUGCUUUUCCCAUGUUUACCCAGAUUUAGUGUAGUUUUCUUAGAAAUAAAAAGACCCAUUAAACAGUUAUUAUGGAAAAGUGAAAACAUAUUGAACUAUUUUGUAAAGUUGUAGUAAAAGUUCAACCAUAACAGGUUUGUACGUUUUCACUGAUUCGCUAAAGCUCUGGUGAUAAUUCAUCUCCGUGGACGACAGCGGUGGAACUCUAUUAAAGUUUUAAUUGAGUUAAUUACAGAGUCUUUAAUUAAUUAAUUAUUUAAUUUAAAACCGUAUAUUGGCAACAAAUUCUCUUGAAAACUUAUUUUUACUAUUGAAUAAAUACAAAUAUGAGCUCAACAACUAAGAUAUUUAUAGGUUUUAAUCUGUUAUUUAGUUUCUUAAACCAUCAGAUUGGAGCAAAAUUUUAUUCUGUCCAGGACUGUGGAUGCUAACAUUAGCAUUAGCUACUACAUGUUUAGCAUUGAGAUGCUAUUUUAGGCUAGCUUAGCCUCCCUGAUAUGCUAACAACUCCUUUUAGCACAACAGUCUUUUCCAGCAUCCAAUCAGGUGAUUUAUACAGAAAUUAACCCCGGAGGGCCGAGAAGCUGCUUCGUCGUCCAUCGCUGCUGUUAGCGGAUGCAGCUAGCCGCGGAUGCAGCUAGCCGCGGAUGCAGCUAACAGCGGAUGCAGCUAACAGCGGAUGCAGCUAG
Poecilia reticulata (guppy) is the source of this 3935-nucleotide messenger RNA. Lineage: Eukaryota; Metazoa; Chordata; Actinopteri; Cyprinodontiformes; Poeciliidae. The record is from RefSeq and is a predicted model, not a curated record.